AUGUCUUUAUUUUUUUCUCCAGCUUUUGAUGUCACUGAGUGCAACGGCUUGACUUCAUUUCUCUGUAAAAAUGACAGAUGUAUCAGUAAUAACAAAGAGUGUGAUAGUGUAGACGAUUGUGGAGACGGUUCUGACGAGGAAGAGUGUGAUGAAGAUGAUGUCCUCGUCUUUGCCUACAGACGGUCUCUAAAUAUGAUGUCACUAUCCAACCUUACUACGCAUGUUAUCCCCUUACAAGGCGUUAAAAACGCCAUUGCUGUGGACUUUGAUCCUGUAGAGAAACAGAUAUACUGGUCAGAUGUUACACUAAAUACAAUCAACAGAGCUUUCUUGGAUGGUUCAGGCCAACAAACCGUGCUUGAUGGGAUCCCACAAGCAAGUGGAAUAGCGCUGGAUACGAUGAAUCGUAAACUGUAUUGGACAGAUGCUGAAAAUGACACAAUUGAAAUGUCAGAUUUAGAUGGCGGACAAAGGAAGGCGAUUGUCACAGAUGGUUUAAAGGAGCCGAGGGACAUAGCAGUAGACUCAAAGAACAAAAAACUUUAUUGGUCUGACUGGGGAACUGCCAGGAUAGAGAGAGCAAACGUGGAUGGCUCAGAAAGAGUUGUUAUUGUGAACACUUCUAUUGGUUGGCCGAACGGAAUAGCACUUGAUCCAGAUAAUGGUAUAAUAUACUGGGGAGAUGCAAAGCUGAAGCAUAUUGAGAUGGCCAAUACGGAUGGAUCUAAUCGAAGCAUUGUCUUGAGCAACGAUGUAAAACACGUUUAUGGACUUUGUCUUUUUGGUUAUUGA
This is a messenger RNA of Saccostrea echinata, 792 nucleotides long. RefSeq names its product low-density lipoprotein receptor-related protein 6-like. Lineage: Eukaryota; Metazoa; Mollusca; Bivalvia; Ostreida; Ostreidae. The transcript has 5 exons. The record is from RefSeq and is a predicted model, not a curated record. Bases 1 to 792 code for a protein of 263 amino acids. Gene Ontology annotation, molecular function: protein binding.